Rangifer tarandus platyrhynchus (Svalbard reindeer) is the source of this 843-nucleotide messenger RNA. NCBI's taxonomy places the organism in Eukaryota, Metazoa, Chordata, Mammalia, Artiodactyla, Cervidae. The record is from the annotation of a GenBank genome assembly.
AUGGCUCCGUCUAGGAAGGGUGGCAGUCGGGUGGCCAAGACCAACGCGCUGCGGAACCGAAAGCUCGCCUCCUUUCUUAAGGACUUCGACCGUGAAGUGCAAAUGCGAUCCAAGCAAAUUCAGUCAGACAGGCAGAACCUCCUCAAAGAGUUGGAUAACUUGUACAACAUUGAGAUCCUGCGACUCCCCAAGGCGCUGCGCGAGAUGAACUGGCUCGAAUACUUCGCCCUUGGAGGAAACAAGCAGGCCCUGGAAGAAGCAGCAACAGCUGACUUGGAUAUCACAGAAAUAAACAAAUUAACAGCAGAAGCUACUCGGACACCCCUGAAACCUGCCAAAACACGAAAGGUAAUGCAAGUGGAUGAGAUGAUAAUGGAAGAAGAAGAGGAAGAAAAUAACAGUAAGAAUCGUCAAACUGCAAGAGUUAAGAGGUGUCCUCCAUCCAAGAAGAGAACCCAGUCCAUACAAGGAAAAGGCAAAAAUAAAAGGUCAAGCCAUUAUGCCACCAUUACCCCGUCUGUGGGCCGACUGGAGCUGUCUCUGGUGAAACCAACUCCAGGCCUGACACCCAGGUUUGACUCACGGAUCUUCAAGACCCCGGGCCUGCGCACUCCAGCGGCCAGAGAGCGGAUUUACAAUGUGUCUGUGAAUGGCAGCCCUCUUGCUGACAGCAAAGAGGUAUUCCUCACUGUGCCGGUGGGAGGCGGAGAGAGCAUGCGGUUAUUGGCCAGUGACUUGCAGAGGAUUGAUAUUGCACAGCUGGAUCCAGAGGCCCUGGGAAACAUUAAGAAGCUCUCUAGCCGUCUUGCUCAAAUCUGCGGCACCAUACGAACUCAAAAAUGA